AUGGAAACCAUUCUCUCUCCUCACUCUUUCUGUCCUCUCUUCAAUCCCAAAACUUCAUCUUCAAGGGCCCUUCUCUCUCCUUCCCUCCAACCCAGAUCAAAUUCACUUCCUCUGACCAAACCCAUUUGUUCUACCCAAAAUCAGAAACAAUUUUUUUCAACACCCACUAGUUGGGUUUCUCAUGUCCACCAUGGAUUAGCAGCUCUAGCCAUCUCUCUGGCACUUAACUUUUGCCCAUUAUUGCCUAGUGGUUCUGCACUAGCAUCUGAAUUCGAUGUACUAAACGGUGGUCCACCUCAAGAAUCGUAUGUGGUUGAUGAUGCGGGUGUGCUCAGUAGAGUGACAAAGUCUGAUUUGAAGCGGUUGUUAAGAGAUUUGGAGUCAAGAAAGAACUUCCACAUAGAUUUCAUCACUGUUCGCAAGCUUACUAGCAAAGCAGAUGCUUUUGAGUAUGCCGAUCAAGUUUUGGAGCGAUGGUAUCCCACAGUUGAAGAAGGCAGCAAUAAGGGCAUAGUUGUGCUUGUUACCAGUCAAAAAGAAGGGGCAGUCACAGGUGGACCCGCAUUUGUCAAGGCUGUUGGUGAUAGUAUUCUUGAUGCCACCGUAUCAGAAAACCUUCCUGUCUUGGCUACAGAGGAAAAGUACAAUGAAGCAGUUUUUAGCAGUGCUAAAAGGCUAGUUGCUGCCAUUGAUGAGCUUCCUGAUCCUGGUGGGCCUCUGUUAAAGGACAACAAACGGGAAUCCAACUUCAAAACCAGGGAGGAGACGGAAGAGAAACGAGGACAGUUUACCCUUGUGGUUGGAGGUCUUUUAGUGAUAGCUUUCGUUGUUCCUAUGGCGCAAUACUAUGCGUAUGUCUCUAGGAAGUGA
Molecule: messenger RNA, 870 nt
Organism: Ilex paraguariensis (yerba mate)
Lineage: Eukaryota; Viridiplantae; Streptophyta; Magnoliopsida; Aquifoliales; Aquifoliaceae
Source: the annotation of a GenBank genome assembly